Molecule: messenger RNA, 493 nt
Organism: Pogonomyrmex barbatus (red harvester ant)
Lineage: Eukaryota; Metazoa; Arthropoda; Insecta; Hymenoptera; Formicidae
Gene: RpL36
Product: ribosomal protein L36
Biological process (GO): translation
Cellular component (GO): ribosome
Molecular function (GO): structural constituent of ribosome
Source: RefSeq, a predicted model, not a curated record
GUCCGGAGCACGAGGUCUCAUACUGCGCAUGCGCGCGCGUGGAAGCCAAAAUCCAGAACGCCGUUCUUUCGUCGUAUGCACGUCUGCUGCUAAGGAUGGCUCCGAGAUACGAAUUGGCCGUCGGCCUUGACAAGGGUCACAAAACGACUAAAAUCCGUGUAGCAAAGAGCAAAUCCGAGAAGGAGAAGACCGUCUGCUUGCGACCGUCCAGGUUGAAAGGAAAGCAAACUAAGCACAGUAAAUUUGUAAGAGACUUGAUUCGGGAGGUCACAGGACAUGCACCUUAUGAGAAGCGUGCUAUGGAGUUGCUGAAAGUGUCCAAGGACAAGCGCGCGUUGAAAUUUUUGAAAAGAAGGUUGGGUACACACAUUCGUGCUAAGAGGAAGCGAGAAGAGCUUGGAAACAUCUUGGUACAGAUGAGGAAAGCUGCUCAUCAUUAAUUAUUUUUUAAAAAAAUUGUAAACCGUUAUAUAAUAAAUAUCUCAACAGAAUA